Messenger RNA from Chrysoperla carnea, 2585 nucleotides. RefSeq names its product leucine-rich repeats and immunoglobulin-like domains protein 1. The record is from RefSeq and is a predicted model, not a curated record. The transcript is spliced from 2 exons. NCBI's taxonomy places the organism in Eukaryota, Metazoa, Arthropoda, Insecta, Neuroptera, Chrysopidae. Bases 83 to 2143 code for a protein of 686 amino acids. Gene Ontology annotation, cellular component: plasma membrane. Gene Ontology annotation, molecular function: protein binding.
CUCAACUACUACGAACCAAUAAAAGUAUGCAACAAAUUUACUGCACUUUUCUGAUUUAACAUUUAAAAAAAGUUAUUAUAAAAUGCAAUGUUUAAAAGUAUUUACUGUUCUGAGUAUUCUGUUGAGUAUUUGUUUGUUAAUUAAUGCUAAAUGUGUAGAAAAUGAAAAAGAAAAAAAUAAUUUGGAAUGCACUUUUGAUGAUUUAAAAGAGGUGAACAACCAAAGAAAUAAGGAUAAAUACAGAAUAUUAAAAAUACAAGGUUUACAAACAAAAAAAUUCGAUACAACAUUAGAUUAUCCAUCAAUAACACGACUUCACAUCACACAAUCACGACAAUUAGAAGAAAUCGAACCAGAUGUUUUAUCAAAUUUAGAAGCAUUAAUAUACUUAACUAUUGAUUUCACCAAAUUACGUAUAAUCAAAGAAAAAUCAUUUAAUAAUUUACAUCAGUUAAAAGAAUUAAAUUUAGAAUCAAAUCAAAUUAAAAAAAUUGAACGAGAUGCAUUUGAAACGUUAAGUGAUUUAAUCUUCUUAGAUUUAUCACACAAUAAACUCAAAAAACUUGAAUCAGGUAUAUUUGAUAAUUUGAGUAAUUUACAAAAAUUGAAAUUACACUCAAAUGAAAUUACUCAAUUACCAACGGAUUUACUUUUAAAUCUUUUUAAUUUAAAAGAAUUUUAUUUAUCAUAUAACAAAUUAAAAACCGUUGCUGAUGAUACAUUUAAAUCAACACCGUUUAUACAGGCUGCAACUUAUAAAACAUCUGACUCACCUUUGGAAUUAAUCGAUUUGUCUGGUAGUAACAUCGAAAAAAUAACCGCAAAAUCAUUUCUACAUUUACCAAAUUUAAAAACAUUAGAUUUACAUCAAAAUCAAAUUAAAGAUAUUGAUCCGAAAGCGUUUGUAGAAUUAAAGAAUUUACAAACUUUACACUUAAGUGUCAAUUCAUUUGGUUCAAAAAUCAAUCAAAUUGAUUUUUCAAAUUUAAAGAAACUCACGAAAUUAAAUUUGUCGUUUUGUAAGAUAAAACAUUUUGAUGGUAAAACAAUAAAAGCGUUAAAAAAAUUAAAUUCGUUUGAAAUUAGCUUUAAUGAAUUAAAAGAAAUUCCAUUAAAUAUGUUUAAUUAUACAAAACAUUUAAAAGAAUUGUUAAUAGCGGGGAAUCAAAUUAAGUUAAUUACAUCAAGUACUUUCGAUAAUUUAAAAGAAUUGCGGACAUUAGCAUUAGAUUCAAAUCAAAUUGAAGAUAUUGAAAGUGGUGCCUUUUUACAAUUAAAAAGUUUAAUAAAAUUAAAUUUAUCGAGAAAUAAAUUGAAAGAUAUAAAGGUUGGUACAUUUGAUUCUGUGCACAGUAGUGGUACCACCAGUGAUUCAGUUGAUGUUACGUCGCGAUUACUUGAACUUAAUUUAAGUUUUAAUCAAAUAUCUAGUCUUAAUACAGCAGCGUUUGAUCCGCUGAGAAAUUUAAUUACACUUAACUUAGUUGCAAAUGGAAUUAAAAAAAUACCAGAUAACUUUUUUAGGCGAAUGACUAAGUUACAAAUAUUAGAUCUUGGGUAUAAUAAAAUAAAAACGUUACCAGAAAAUGUAUUUUCACCUUUGGGUAAUAGUUUAGUUGAAUUGCAAUUAAGUACAAAUGAAUUUGAAUACAUUAAAGCGGUGGUUUUUGAACCACUUGAAAAAUUAGAAACGUUAAACUUAAAAAAAAAUCAAUUAAAAGUACUCGAUGUAGAAACUUUUAAUUUGCCGUCUUUACGAAUCGUGAAUUUACAUUCAAAUCGUUUAACGUAUUUGCCACCAAAUUUAUUGCAUGGUGAUAAUUGUAUUGUUGAGAAUUUUUCAGUUUAUUUUAAUCGAUUAACAUUUGUUGAGAAUGCAUUUUUCGAAAAUACACAUUUAAAACAGUUCAGUUUUGGACGUAAUCCAUUUAUUUGCAAAUGUUUAGAUGAAAUGAUAAAUGUAUUAAAAUCACAACGAAUUCAAUACUACGCGCAAGAAUUGCAAGGUGGAGCGCCAUCUUGUGUUAUUACACAGAAUAAUACAUGCAUACAUGAUUUAAGUAAUUCUGAGGAAAUAUUUAAACAGUAUAAUAUUAUUUUACAGCAGUAUCCAGUAAUGUGCACUAAUCCAGAUUUAUGUUAACGCAACGCUUUUUUCAUUUAAUAAUUCAUUCUUAUUAAGAUCAAAAGUUCGUUUUAAAAUAAUUUUUCCAAUAAAUCUUAAGGUAAGGAAUUUAAGUCAUUUAAAUUGAUGUGAGAACUAUUUCUUAUGUUAAGCUAGUUUCAGUCUUGGUUUAUGGCUUAGAACACUGCAAGUUCCAUUCUAAACCUUUGAAAUAGUUACCAGCAAAGAUUAUCCAUACCGAUUUCUCACUGGAAAAUGAACUCUUUCUAAUGUUGAUUGCCGGCACGAGUGCCUUUAAUGAAUGACUAAAUAUUCUUUAGGAAAGAUUUUGUUGGAAUUUUUCGAUUAAUCUAGGUAUGUAAAAUCACGUCAUAUUCUUAUUUUGAGAAUAAAACUAGUUGACCUUGCAACAAACGUAAGUUUUAUUUUAAUAGUUCGCAAAAAAAAAUGUUUAAGUAAU